AUGAGCAAGCCCGACCUCGUCUACGCCGACGAACGGCGCUUCCUGGAUGAGCGCGGUUCCUCGGCCUCGCUUGCGCCUAAUGGCGAGAACCCCGCCACGAUCAUGGAGAAGGCCGUGCGCGAACGAAUCGUCGACUCGUAUUUCUAUAAGGAGCAGUGCUUCGCAGUCAACGAGGCCGACAUCGUCGACCGCGUCGUCGAGCAUGUCACUUUUGUUGGCGGCACCUACGGCGUCACCCAGAAGCCUACGCCGUUCCUGUGCCUGGCCUUCAAGCUGCUGCAGCUCGCGCCCUCGGACGACGUGCUCGAGGCCUACCUCGGCCUCGGCGGCGAGAAGUUCAAGUACCUGCGCGCGCUGGCGUGCUUCUACGUCCGCAUGACGAGGAAGGCGCGGGACGUCUACCUCCUGCUCGAGCCGUUCCUCGAGGACCGGAGGAAGCUGAGGCGCAAGGGCCGCCAGGGGACGAGCCUGACGUACAUGGACGACUUCGUCGACGACCUGCUGACCAAGACGAGGGUCUGCGCGACGAGCUUCAGGGAGCUGCCCAAGAGGUCCGACCUGGUGGACCUGGACGAGCUGGAGGAGAGAAUUAGUCCGUUGGGGGACAUCGACGAGCUGCUGGAGGAGGAGGACGAGAGGGAGGCAAAGGAGAGGGAGGAGGCUGACGCGAGAGAGAACGGCGCGGACGAGUCGGACGGAGAGAUUGUCGAGGACAGGAGCGGCGACAGCGAGCCGAUGGACGUGGAGAGGCGGCAUUCAAGAUCGCGGUCAGGACCACGGUCGCAGUCGAGGUCGCGGUCGAGGUCACGAAGCAGGCAACGGUUCCCUUGA
This is a messenger RNA of Colletotrichum higginsianum IMI 349063, 831 nucleotides long. Its product is annotated as PRP38 family protein. The transcript has a single exon. Lineage: Eukaryota; Fungi; Ascomycota; Sordariomycetes; Glomerellales; Glomerellaceae. The coding region runs from base 1 to 831 and encodes 276 amino acids. Gene Ontology annotation, cellular component: precatalytic spliceosome. The record is from RefSeq and is a predicted model, not a curated record.